GUUCAGACAAGCAGAGUCGAAACUGUAAAUUACGUUUGGAUUUUUCAUCCUGUGCUUUGCAUAAUCGAUGGCGCUUUUGAGUGGCCUGUCUAUUGUAAGCCUGCUUUGCCUUACACACGGAUAUUACUAUGUCUCACUUCCAAAAUACGUCUCCCCUGGUACGCCCCUGAACGUAGUAGUCCACGUGACCCAGUCUGGAAGCCCUGUAUCCUUUCUGGCAGAAAUUGUAGCUUCCAACGAUUCAGACGUAGCCAGUGUCCGGAAAAGCAUUGUCAAUGAUGUUCCUGAAAGCCUGCAGGUUAUGGUUCCUAGCGACCUUCCCAAAGAUGACUACAAGAUAGUUGUGUCUGGGACUGGUGGACUUUCCUUCCAUAAAGAGGCUAAACUGUCCUAUGAGGAGAACAUUCUUGUCUUUAUUCAGACUGAUAAGACACGUUACUCUGGUGGUCAACAAGGUGAGUUAUAAUUUUGCACUCCCUUAAAUCGACCAAUCAUAUGCUUACGAACGAUUAAACUUAAUAAGUAUACAACAGUGCAUGCAUG
This is a messenger RNA of Mya arenaria, 543 nucleotides long. RefSeq lists its product as uncharacterized. Bases 68 to 466 code for a protein of 132 amino acids. The record is from RefSeq and is a predicted model, not a curated record. NCBI's taxonomy places the organism in Eukaryota, Metazoa, Mollusca, Bivalvia, Myida, Myidae. The transcript is spliced from 5 exons.